Molecule: messenger RNA, 1212 nt
Organism: Cutaneotrichosporon oleaginosum
Lineage: Eukaryota; Fungi; Basidiomycota; Tremellomycetes; Trichosporonales; Trichosporonaceae
Biological process (GO): negative regulation of protein binding; regulation of ERK1 and ERK2 cascade; protein dephosphorylation
Cellular component (GO): nucleoplasm; cytoplasm
Molecular function (GO): protein tyrosine/serine/threonine phosphatase activity; F-box domain binding
Source: RefSeq, a predicted model, not a curated record
CAUCAACCUGCCCCUUCCUUCCCCAUUUCACUUCCAUCAUCACCGUCUCCUCUCAACGACUCAUUUAACAUCUACACCAGCUAUCGAGGUGGCUUUGCCAUCUUCCACCUCCUCUGCUUGAUCACCUCCUCACCCUCAUUCUUCGCAUCACAUGGUCAUCACCGAGAUGAGUAUCCCUCUCUCCGUGCUUGCGCCGGCCGCCCCUAGCCCCACCCUCACACCGCCAGUGGGGCCGUGGGUACCGUCCGAGCCUCCGAGCGACAUGCACGUCCAAGAGUGGAAGUAUGAGAUGCGUCGCGAGGCGCAAGCCAUCUUGCCCAACCUCUUCCUUGGACCGUUCCAGGCAAGCACCAACUUGGGGCGUCUUCGUGAGAAGCGCAUCACACACAUCCUCUGCUUGCGAGACUCUGUCGAGGCGCGCCUCAUAUACCCAAGGUUCCCGACAGAGUUUGUCUACUUGACACUUGAUGUGGCCGAUUCGGAUGGCCAAAACAUCAUCUCGAUAUUCCCGCGCUGUAGGGAGUUUAUUGACAUGGCAAUGGACGCAGGCGGCGCGGUGCUUGUUCAUUGCAACAGUGGCAUAGCGACAGCGCCAGCGAUCGUGAUGGGCUACCUCAUGUGGAAGUUUGGAUGGGAUUACCUGCUCGCCCUCACCUUCGUCCAAAGCAAGCGGUACUGUGUCGCACCUGCUAGUUUCGAGGCCCAGCUCCGUGAGUACACUGCGAUUGCGCAGGCCCACAAGGCGUUGCCCGCUGGAUCACGCUCGGGCAUCGGCGAUCACAAGCGCGCCUUGGAGCAAGACAACGAAGAGGGGGCACCACCGAGGGGUGCGAGCAAGCGGCGCCUUACGGACGAUGAAGACGACGUCGAGAUGGAGUAGACACACGGGCUUGGCGCAGCCCAGAGGCUCUCCUUGUCCCACAGUAACAUGUCCCGGUCUCGUCUUUUCAUUCUGUCCUGCUUCCACAUCAAUCAGCCUGUCGAAUUGCUCUGGCCGCCUAUCGCUUCCAACAAUCCGCGUUCUGGACGCCACAUCACGCCACACGCCACCGCCCACCAUCAAGUACCCUGCAUUGCCAUACCAGUGUUCCCCUGACUUCGGCCACGCCUCGGCACUGCGCCUAACAAUCUUGCGGCUUCAAUCUCUUGUUCUUAUUCCCAUGUUCUGUUGUACAGGAAAGAUCGUUACGAAUGUGCAUGUCACAAUUACCA